UUGAACGACCAUCCACUUCCUGCGGGGAGGCGGAAUUUUUGGCUCAGCGGAGUUUUGUUUGUCCUGAUUUAAUUUCUGGAGCUGAGACAUUUAUUAAAACACUUGUUUUAAGGAUUUAUUGAAUUCAUUUGCCGAGAUGGGCUGUGCUGGAUUCACCUGCUCCAAGCACUCCCUGUGCGCGCUCAACAUCCUCUAUGUUAUGGUAAGUCUGCUGAUGAUUGGUAUCGCAGCAUGGGGGAAGUGGUUUGGUCUGGUCUCCAGCUUCCAGCUUGUAGGAGGCGUAAUUGGUGUGGGGAUCUUCCUAUUCUUUGUGGCCCUGGCCGGCCUCAUCGGAGCCAUGAAGCAUCAUCAGGUCCUACUCUUCUUUUACAUGAUCAUCCUCUUUAUGGUGUUUAUUGUGCAGUUUUCUGUUUCCAGUGCCUGUUUGGCCAUCAACAGAGCACAACAGGAUCACCUGCUGGAGAUGGGCUGGAAUAACUCUCAGAGGGAUGUGGAGAAGAGCAUCAACUGCUGUGGCUUCAAACAGGUGGACCCCAACGGCACCUGUGACGCUGCCUGUUUCCCCAACCACUUCUGCUUGCCCUGUGCAGAUAAGAUCCAGGAACAUGCUGGAAAAGUUUUGCACUUUGUAGGAGGGAUCGGACUCUUUUUCAGUUUCACUGAGAUUCUGGGAGUGUGGCUCACGUAUCGCUACAGGAACCAGAAGGACCCCAGAGCAAAUCCGAGUGCUUUCCUGUGAGACAGCACCAGUUUAAGCCCCUAUGCACUGUCACCUCACCACCUCUAUGGACAUUGGGCUUUGACUGUAAAUAAAAGUGUGUUUCCACUGAUUGCUGCAGAGAUACUGUCAUAAUGAGAAGUGUAGGGCUGUAGUCAACCAAAGAAAAUCUUGGUUUCCUAAAAUUGUACCUUCUUUUCAACCAAUCAGUGGUCGCGGGGGGAAAAAAAAAAAAAUCUGCACGUAACCUCUAGAUUAAAUAAAAUCGGCCACAGUGCCCUGAGUGCACUCAACCUGGUGUGCUUAUUAGCCUAAAUGAAUUAUUUAUAAUUCAUUUAGUGUCUAAAUGAUUAUAUAAUAAACAUAAAAGGCUAGCAUUUUAAAUCAUUUUAAUCUAAUUAUUUUAUACUGAAAUUAUAACAGACUCAGAGCCAACCAGCAUGCACCUGCCCAUAUUAAUAUGAUUUCUAAAAAUAAAACUAUCAACUGGCAAGCCCACCACAAGAACUACUGAGGAAUAUACGCUCAAAGCCUCAAGCAUUAAACAGGAAAGUUUACAGAGCAUCCUAAUGCAGAAAAGUUAGCCUAACAUUUUUAGAUUAUAUGCAGUGUUUGUUGUUUAGCUAUGAUAUGCAAACUGCUGUUUGCUGUAGUUUUGUGCUGACGCCGAGUAAAUGUUCAUAAACAUUAAAAAAAAAGAACCUAGCAGUCUCCAUUAGGUCAGGCGAGUUCAAAGUUG
This is a messenger RNA of Xiphias gladius (swordfish), 1457 nucleotides long. It is a transcript of the gene tspan13b, whose product is annotated as tetraspanin 13b. Lineage: Eukaryota; Metazoa; Chordata; Actinopteri; Istiophoriformes; Xiphiidae. The transcript has 6 exons. The record is from RefSeq and is a predicted model, not a curated record. The coding region runs from base 137 to 739 and encodes 200 amino acids. Gene Ontology annotation, cellular component: membrane.